AUGAAAAACAAAACCCCAUUCAGUUAUCGGAAAGAGGAAAUUGGUUCUUGUUCAAAGAUGAAUCAGAAAAUCAAAUGGGAAAUUGGUUUUACUAAAAAACUACCCAAAGAUUAUCAUCCUGGAAAAUUUGGGAGAACCAUCAUUGAUCCAUCCAGGAACGAUACGUAUCUUCUCAAAGAAGAAAACGGUUCUUAUUCUAAUGGGUGCUGCCGUGUUUACAGAGCUCUCUAUUCCGAAUAUAUGGAGGAUACUGCCAAACUUGUUGAUUCUGGCAAUGUCACUUUGAAGGUCAUCAACAGGAAAAUCCACGAAAGUGAUUGUCUGGAGCUUCAGCGCAGAAUUGAUGCAUCAAUAGAAGAUCGUUCUUAUUACACCACAAUUGGAAUCAAGAAAGCUUUCGCUACUGAAGACUUGUCAUGUGUUUCAUUGCCUUAUAUGUCACAGGGAUCCCUUCGUCAUAUUCUCUCUACUCGUCAAGAUAAAAGAUUGCCAGAGGAGUUCAUCGCUAUUGUUAUUAAAAAAGUACUUGCUGCUCUACGAGACGAGGUUCAUAAUGGGUUGCUUCCAAGGGCUCAUAAGACUUUAAGUGCUGGAGAUAUCUUUAUUCACACUACUACUGGCCAAAUGUUGAUCAGAUUAGCAUAUGAAGCAUCGGUUUAUGAUUCUGAAAAGAUCAAUGUUGAGGAAGAUUCAAAUGAAGAAGAAGCAGGUUCGUCCUCCUCUGCAUUUUUGGCUCCGAAGAGAAUUGCAAAAUGGGGUGCUGCGCCAGAGGUGUUUGGAAGAGAAAAUGAUGAAGGAGUUGGACCAAAAUCUGACAUCUGGCUAUUGGGAAUAAUGGCACUGGAAUUAGCCUAUGGAGAGUUACCUGUGAGUACCCGUGAAGACUUGGAUCGUUUGAUCAAAAAGUUAAGGAAGGAGCGGAGAUUUCCAAGAUCACUCGAAAAUAUGCUGAUCGUCAACAAUAGAGAAGUGACAUUCAAGAAAGCGAUGAAUUUGUUUAAACGAAAGGAGGAGGUGUUUUCAGAAAUGUUUGAGAGUACGGUUCGGAAAUGUCUUGCUAAGAAACCAAAGAAGAGGCCAACUGCUGCGCAGCUUCUGGAUAGUUAUACUACAUUCUUUACUCAAAAGGAUAUGGAAAGGUUUGAGCGAUUCGUGUUGAAUGCUGAGAAUAAUCCAGUCCCUACUACUAAUUGA
Molecule: messenger RNA, 1194 nt
Organism: Capsicum annuum
Lineage: Eukaryota; Viridiplantae; Streptophyta; Magnoliopsida; Solanales; Solanaceae
Product: serine/threonine-protein kinase BLUS1-like
Exons: 1
Coding region: 1-1194 (397 amino acids)
Biological process (GO): protein phosphorylation
Molecular function (GO): protein serine/threonine kinase activator activity; ATP binding; protein kinase activity
Source: RefSeq, a predicted model, not a curated record